Molecule: messenger RNA, 3392 nt
Organism: Rhopilema esculentum
Lineage: Eukaryota; Metazoa; Cnidaria; Scyphozoa; Rhizostomeae; Rhizostomatidae
Source: RefSeq, a predicted model, not a curated record
UUGGUUGUGAAACGGAGGUUUUGACCUUCACCUGUCACAGGUCUGUUACUGUCUUGUUACAAGCAUGGUUAGUUUAACGUUACUGUACAUGGAAGCGAGGCCGCUAUCCACAAGCAGUAAAAACGCUAAAAUGAAACACCUGAUUAGCUAUCAAAGAGUUCAACGAAUCCAAGGGAAUAUCUAACGGGUACUUGCAUUGAUAAAAAAUUCAUAAGGAAAUUUGAACCCUUAACAGCAAUAUGUAAGAUACUGUAAUACAAUUUUCGGGCUACUACGAGGGCGACCGCGCAAGCUAAGCAUUACACUGACAAAUCACACAUCAAAAGUGCCAAAUUUCACCCAUUAAGGUUGCCGCCCGGUAAAGUUUAGCUGUUAUAAUGACAGGGAUGCAAACUAGUCCGGUGUCAAGCGAGACGAACACAGAUGCCAUGUCUGAUUCGGGGCUGUCGCAUAGGGUGCCAAAAUGCGCUAGAUGCCGUUGCCAUGGAAUCAACUGCGAAUUGAAAGGCCAUAAGGAGAAGUGCCAGUUCAAAGAUUGCCGAUGCAGAUCGUGUUUGUUGGUCGUGGAACGACAAAAGAUUACUGCAACAAGAGUUGCACAUUUACGCCAUCAGCGUAAAAUAGACAAACAGCGAAACAACGGCUACUAUUCUAAUUACGCGCCGCUUACUGACGAGGAAGAGUUCGUACUUUCGAGAUAUGUUGAUCAGCCUGAUGAUCAACGAGCGAAACGCCGAGCGUACUCCUUUGACUACGAGUUCGAAAAUGGACGACCUUACAAGACCCCUGCAGUAAGGUUGCCUGGCUAUUCAGAUCAUGUUGCACAUAGACAAUAUGGCAGCUACUACUACCCUAGAUCGUGGGAUAUGCAGGCACGAAGCAAGAUGUCACCUUGUACUCGUGAGUGUUGCAUGCCGUGGAAGGAUCGAGGCUAUCCCGAACAGCAGCACGCGAAGAGAUUUUACACUGAGAUUCCACGAUCAAAAGUUCCCCACGGAAUGGCGAAUGAUCGCAGAAUGGAAGACCAGCUUCUGGCCACAAACAGGUCCUACGUUAGUAGUUUUGAGGCGCAAAAGUUUGACAAAUUCACUUAUGGUGAAUCACAUAUGAAGGAAGAGUUAAUUUCAGAGGAAAAGAAAAAGGAACAAUUGGAGCACGAGCAAAAACACAUCAAAGCCAUUGAGACAGAAUGUGAAAAAGAAGUUGAAGUUGAGGUCGACGUUGAGGGGGUUGAUCCUGAGAACAAAACAGUGAAAUGUGACAAGAAUACCGCAAUUAGUCCAGUGAAAGGACAGGAUAGUCAUAGAAUGAGUGCAUUUGAUUAUACUAACUCGACCUAUCGAAAUAUGAACGAAGAAAAUAAUCAGGACAUAAAUUACAGAAAGAAUGUUGAUGGCGUCAGGGUAAAGAAGGAAGAUACAAAAUUAGCCAGUUUGGAACAAGAGAGAGCGAGCGCAGAGCAGAAACGGAGAAGAGAUGAAUUCAUCAGAAGCAAAUGCGGUGAAGUUCUCUCGGUAAUGUUCCCUGACUUUGACGGUAAACUUGUCAAGAGCGUAGCAGAGAAGUCUGGGUACGACAUUCAGACGGCCGUAGAGUAUUUUCUUGAAAUGAAGAAGAAGCUGCGCGAAGAUGAAACAAAAUCAGCAUUUUCAUCUUACAAGGCUAAUGGUUACAGUAAUGAAAGUGAGCCAUGCAAAUGCUGUGCGGAGCGGCCGCGAUACACGCCCUAUAUGGUCCCAGGGCACCAUGAUGGAAAAAAGAGCUGGGAAGGUAGAAACACCCAUGUAGUCAAACAAGUAUCAACUGAAUGACUUUAGAGCGAAUCUCCAGCUCAUUUCAUACGCGAAAUACAAAGAUUUUUCGAAAGGACUUUUAUCAAAGAUGGGAAUAUUAGAAUUCGCUAACAAAACGUUUGUACCAUGUUAAAAAACAAUAAUCAGGCUAUCCCUUUCACAAAUAAUGUGCCAAACUGGUGACUCGGAAAACAUUCGGGUCAUUCACAAAAGGUUUAAAAAAAGUGACAAAAGUUAUUCAUGAGACCCAGCCAAAGACUGUAUAUCUUAUAUUAUUUUAUGUUAAGAGCCAAUGUUUAAAUUUAGUUGCCUUAUAAAGGUUUAUUCAAUUUAGGUCAGUAGUAUUAGCUUGUAAAUACGCGUUGCAGCCAAGUUUUUUAAUAAACAAAAAAGAUUGUUUUAAAAACGAUUUUGAUAAUAGAAGACCAUUAUAACUCAAUGUAAAUGAUGGUAAAUGGCAUUAUAAACCAAUGGAGAUCUUUCUUAAGACUAGUUGAGCAUCAAAUGACUAAAUUCAUUAAAAACAGCCCAGGGCAGUUCAACUGACGGAUGCUUUUAACAUACAUUACGUCAUAUGGUAGACUUUCGGGGAAGAGCUUAAACAGAAAGGAAACAAGCACGUUGUUCUUCCCCAUGCACGACAAUAUUUACCCAUAAAUUGCAAAAAUUAUAAAAUACUAGAAAUCUUUAACGUUAUCAAUUAAUUAACACAUAACACAUAACUGUGCAGUUUAGAUUAUCAAUAAGUGGCUAUUUCAGUGUCAUUUUGAAAAGUUUAAGAAUUUUAAUUAUCUAUGACGUAGUUUUUAAAAGAUUAAAAGUCCUUUUUACAAAACCGAAAGACUGUUUUAGAUGUAGAUAGUCAUUGUUUAUAUCAUUGUUUGAUUGGAAAAGCACGCUUUUAACUCUUUCGUAGUCUUUGCCAAACUUAGAACAAAAAGGAAUAUAUAGAUAACCUAAAAAAAUUACAACAUACUUUUGUUCGUUCUUACAACUUUCUCUUUACUUUUUGUUACUGCUGUCGUUCUACUUCUUACUUGUUAAUCUUCGCCUUUGUUUUCUUCUAAUUCCUCUUCUUCUGAUACUUCAGUGAUAUUGGGGUUCUCAACCACAAAUUCAGUGUUUUUUUGGACUGGGACUUAAUUUCCUCAUUCUAUUCAACUUGGAGAUAAGUGAAAGCUCUUGAUGUGCGUCCUCAAAUAGUUUGGCUAUAUCAAUGGACAAAACUGUUAUAUCCGUGUUGUGACAUAGAAGCUGACAUGGGAGAAAUCAAUUUUUAGGGUUAUGCAGGACAUUUUCAUAAAAAAACAUAAAACAUGGUCAGCAAUAGCACAGAGCCCAAAUGAAAAAAUAAUGGUUGGCCAAAACAAGUUAUUUUUGAGUCAAAAAUGCUCUAAUGCUAGGACCACAAACUUCGAAUGCCUUGCCUGAAAAUAUGAAAUUAGCUGAAAACAUCCCAACGUUAAGAAGACUUGAAAAUAAUGGAGUGGGCCUACUUACAGUUUUAGUGUGUGCUACCAGUGUGCACUUCCAGUGUGCACUUCCAGUGUGCACUUCCAGUGUGCACUUCCAGUGUGCACUUCCAGUGUGCACUUCCAG